Penicillium subrubescens is the source of this 1830-nucleotide messenger RNA. RefSeq names its product STE20 family serine/threonine-protein kinase. Lineage: Eukaryota; Fungi; Ascomycota; Eurotiomycetes; Eurotiales; Aspergillaceae. Gene Ontology annotation, molecular function: protein kinase activity; ATP binding. Gene Ontology annotation, biological process: protein phosphorylation. Bases 1 to 1830 code for a protein of 609 amino acids. The record is from RefSeq and is a predicted model, not a curated record. The transcript is spliced from 5 exons.
AUGGCGGAAGAUAUGGCGAACCGUUACCAGGUGAUGGAGGAAUUGGGAAGUGGCAGCUUUGGCACCGUUUACAAGGCCAUUGAUAAACAUACCGGCGAGAUUGUCGCUGUCAAACAUAUCGAUCUUGAGUCCAGUGAGGAUGAUAUCCAGGAGAUUCAACAAGAGAUUUCCGUCCUGGCUACUUGCGCCAGUGCGUUUGUUACACAAUACAAAGCCAGUUUCUUGAAGGGGCAUAAGCUUUGGAUUGUUAUGGAAUAUUUGGGUGGCGGAUCAUGCCUGGACCUGUUGAAACCAGGGGUUUUCAACGAAGCACAUGUCGCCAUUGUCUGUCAACAGCUACUACAAGGUCUCGAGUACCUGCACGCCGAAGGAAAGAUUCACCGUGAUGUCAAGGCUGCGAACGUCUUGCUCUCGAAUACGGGAAAGGUCAAGCUGGCAGACUUCGGUGUGGCUGCGCAGCUGGUCAACAUCAAGUCCCAGCGCAACACCUUCGUGGGGACUCCUUUCUGGAUGGCGCCGGAAGUAAUCCAGCAGGCUGGUUACGACUUCAAGGCAGAUAUCUGGUCACUGGGUAUCACUGCGAUUGAAAUGAUCAAUGGCGAGCCACCGCAUGCUAGCACACAUCCCAUGAAGGUCUUGUUCCUUAUCCCGAAGCAGCCUGCGCCUCGCCUCGAGGGUAAUGAUUACAGCAACACCUUCAAGGACUUUGUUGCACUUUGCCUGACCAAAGACCCGGAUCGUCGGCCGAGCGCAAAGGAGUUGCUGCGACACAAGUUCAUUCGAAAUGCUGGAAAGACCGAGGCACUGCAGGAGUUGAUUCAACGCAAGCAGGAGUGGGACGCUGGUCGAGGAGUCUGCAAAGACGUGAAGUACUACGCGGAGUCACUCAACACUCUGACGAAGCCACCUCCUCCCGAGGAUGACGAGGACUGGGUCUUUGACACCGUGAAAGCGCCGACCAUGUGGGUGCCCAAGGGCAAAGACUGGUCCACGCUUGACGAGGAGGAGGAUGAUUGCGAUCCGGCCGAGCUCUUACAAGACAUGCACAUUUCUCAAGAACCCCCAGCACCUCCCAAGCACCAGGUCAAUCCGGCUAUCCAAGCUAACUCGACUGUCCGACGUACACCAACAGUCGAACGAUCGGCCGAGCGAUCUCCUUCUAUCCGGCGCGCCAACACAAAACGCCGUUCCAGUGGUGUGAAGCAGCCUCUAGGUCUUGACUUGAGCUUUGGCAAUAGCCCUUCCACUGUUCGCCAAUUCCGUCGAGUAUCAGACAAGGUCCCGACUGAAUCUACAACCCCCAAGGUUCCACCCGGUUUCGAUGAGAACACCAGCCCCAAGCCAUUCUCGUCUUCUGAGUCAACUAGCAAAGAGGCUCAAUUGGGGCGGCGUGCAUACAGCAGGGCCGUCGGCAUGUCCUGCCAGGAAGUCCUCGCCAAUACUGGAGACGGCGAAAAACGAGAGGCCAUCUCCCGACUGGCCGAGGCCUGGAGCGAUCUGGAGAUGGUCGAUCCAGAGGGUCUCUACCAUAUUAUCCGAACCAUGAACGAACGACUCCAAGCCGAUCCCCGCCUCUCCUCCUUGAUUCCCGCACCCCCCGCCCAACCUGACUCUCCCGGCCGCCCUCGCUUGGUGCUGGCCCAAAACAACCCCCACCUCAAGAGCCACCGUCGCCGACAGUCGACGCAUGUGGUCGACCCACUACCCCAGUCUCCACCUCGCUCAAGCAUGCCCGGUCAAAAUGUCCCUGGCAUGGAACACACCAAACAACUGUCCGAUGUACUCUACCAGCGUUGGGCAGAGGGACUCCGCAACCGAUGGGGAAUCUAA